Messenger RNA from Hansenula ciferrii, 555 nucleotides. RefSeq names its product 60S ribosomal protein eL19. Gene Ontology annotation, biological process: translation. The coding region runs from base 1 to 555 and encodes 184 amino acids. Gene Ontology annotation, cellular component: ribosome; cytosolic large ribosomal subunit. Lineage: Eukaryota; Fungi; Ascomycota; Saccharomycetes; Phaffomycetales; Wickerhamomycetaceae. The transcript has 2 exons. Gene Ontology annotation, molecular function: structural constituent of ribosome; RNA binding. The record is from RefSeq and is a predicted model, not a curated record.
AUGAUACGUCUUGCCGCAUCUGUUGUUGGUGUUGGUAAAAGAAAAAUUUGGUUAGAUCCAAAUGAAACUGAAGAAAUUGCUCAAGCUAACUCUCGUCAAGCCAUUAGAAAAUUAUACAAAAAUGGUACCAUUGUUAAAAAACCAGUUCGUGUUCAUUCAAGAGCUUCAGCUCGUCGUUUAGCCGAAUCUAGAAAAGCUGGUCGUCACACUGGUUACGGUAAAAGAAAAGGUACUAAAGAAGCUCGUUUCCCAUCUCAAGUUAUUUGGAUUAGAAGAUUACGUGUUUUAAGAAGAUUAUUAGCUAAAUACAGAGAUGCUGGUAAAAUUGAUAAACAUUUAUACCACACUUUAUACAAAUCUGCUAAAGGUAACACUUUUAAACAUAAACGUGCUUUAGUUGAACAUAUCAUUACCGCUAAAGCUGAAGCUGCUCGUGAAAAAGCUUUGAAAGAUGAAGCUGAAGCUAGAAGAGCUAAGAACCGUUCUGCUAGAGAAAGAAGACAACAAAGAGUUGCUGAAAAGAGAGACGCUUUGUUCAAAGAAGAAUCUGCUUAA